Acyrthosiphon pisum (pea aphid) is the source of this 690-nucleotide messenger RNA. Its product is annotated as tigger transposable element-derived protein 6-like. Gene Ontology annotation, molecular function: DNA binding. The transcript has a single exon. The coding region runs from base 1 to 690 and encodes 229 amino acids. NCBI's taxonomy places the organism in Eukaryota, Metazoa, Arthropoda, Insecta, Hemiptera, Aphididae. Gene Ontology annotation, cellular component: nucleus. The record is from RefSeq and is a predicted model, not a curated record.
AUGGCUGGUAAAGACUGGGUAAAAGGAUUCCGAAAGCGCCAUCCAGAGAUAACACUUAGGUCCCCAGAAGCUACGUCCUCGGCUAGAGCUCAGGCAUUUAAUCGUCCAAAUGUGAUGACAUUUUUUACUAUUUUACAAAAUGUUCAGCAAAUAAAUAACUUCUUACCACAUAGAGUUUUUAAUGUUGACGAGACUGGACUAACCACAGUUCAAUCAAAAUGUUCCAACAUUUUGGCAUUAAAAGGAAGAAGACAAGUAGGUUCUCUUACUUCAGCAGUGAGAGGUGUCUUGUCAACAAUUGUAGUCUGUAUGUCAGCUGGUGAAAAUUUUAUACCACCCAUGAUAAUUUUUCCUAGGGUGAGAAUGAAACCUGAACUACAGGAUGGUGCUCCUCCAGAAACUAUUUUUCAUUGUCACCCAUCUGGAUGGAUGCAAUUAGAAAUUUUUACAGAAUGGUUCCAACAUUUUAUUAAUCAUGCCAAACCAACAGCAGAAGAUCCAGUUCUGCUUAUACUAGAUGGUCAUAUGACACACACAAGGAAUUUGCAGUUUAUUGAUUUAGCUAGGAUAAAUCAUACCACUGUUGUGUGCUUACCGCCACAUUGUAGCCACGAAUUGCAGCCAUUGGACGUUUCUUUUAUGGGACCUCUAAAUACAUACUAUGUUCAGGCAAUUGAGAAGUUCCUAUGA